This is a messenger RNA of Miscanthus lutarioriparius, 1293 nucleotides long. The record is from the annotation of a GenBank genome assembly. NCBI's taxonomy places the organism in Eukaryota, Viridiplantae, Streptophyta, Magnoliopsida, Poales, Poaceae.
AUGGCGUCUCGCCGUUUCUUUUCCUACGACCCGUACGACUACUACUACACCUCCCCGUACCACUACACCGACCCGUACUACCAGUACCAGCACCCGGCUCCGUCCCGCGGCGUCGGCGGGUUCUUCCCGGCCGCCGCGGACGCCGCGCCAGAGGCGGUGAAGGUGGACCCGCGGCCCAGGGUCGAGUCGUCGAGGUCGGUCUCCAUCCCUGUCCGCUUCGUCGGGUCUGACCCGGAGCCGGAGCGCCGGGCUGCAAGGAUGCCGCCGCCGGCGGCGGCGGCGGCGGCGGCGGUGAGGCUGCAGGCCGCGGCGCGCGGGUUCAUGGCGAGGAAGUCGGUGCGCGCUGUUCGCGAGGUGGAGCGCGAGGCGGCGGAGGUUGUGGAGAAGGUUGCCCGCGAGACGGAGGCCCUGCGCGGGGACGGGAGGGAGCGGAUCGCCGUCGGGGAGGCGCUGAUGAAGAUGCUGCUGCGGCUCGACGCGGUGCGCGGCGCGCGGGAGUACCGGAGGAGGGUCACCAAGCGGGUCCUCGCGUUGCAGGAUGCCGUUGACGCCCUCGAACCAAAGGCGGCGCCGGAUUCGGAGGCCGUGGCGGAGGAGAACGAGUCCGAGGUGACGGCCGAGAUGGCGGGCGAGAGCAACAGCACGGCGGCGACGGAGCUGCCGGUCGAUGCGGAGCACGGCGGUGAGAUUGAGGUGAAGGUGGCGGCUGAGACGUCUGCGGAUAUGGAGGUGGACGGGGACAGAAUUGAAAUCGAGACGGCGCCAGAAGUGGUGGAGGAAUCUGAAAAAUUGCUGGACGGCGGGAACAUUGACGGCGACAAGCCGGAAGGUUCCGAUGCGGAGGGUGAGUGGGAGAUGGUGGCGGAGGAAGCGGAGCCUACAACAGCGGCGGCGUCCACCGAGGCGCGCCCACAGGAACCGAUGGCGAGCGAGGUGAUGAGUAGGGGAGGGGAGGCCGGAACUGCCGACAGCGCCCUGGACACUCGGAAGGUUAUGGAGAUGGUUGCGGCGCUGUGCGAGCAGAACGCGCAGCAGUGCACGGUGAUCGGGGCUCUGGCGGAGCGCGUGGACGCACUGGAGCGCGCCGUGCGGCGGGUGGAGGACGCCGAGCGCCGCCGCCGGCGGGGAAAGAAGCUGAAGAAGGAGGGGAAGGGGAGCAAGAGCAACAACAGCAAGUGGCAAGAGCAACAACAGCAAGUGCUACAGCGAUUGAGGGCUGCAAAUCUGAACACUAAUAACAGCUCUGCUCUUGAGCUUCUUGUAUCCGUACCGAAGAAAAAUCUUGUUUGGUAG